Messenger RNA from Entrophospora sp. SA101, 966 nucleotides. Lineage: Eukaryota; Fungi; Glomeromycota; Glomeromycetes; Entrophosporales; Entrophosporaceae. The record is from the annotation of a GenBank genome assembly.
AUGAAUGUUGAUGAGACAAAAGAAUUACAAGAAAUCGUUAAACUCUUAACAGAAAAACCCAUAAUAGAUCAUUCAAAAGUAAAAGACAUUUAUGAGAUUGCAAAAAAAUUAAGAACAGGACUUCAGUUUGCUUAUUUUAAAGUAAAAUGGGGUUUACAAAAUUGUGAUAUAUCAACAUGUGAAAGAAUGAUAGAACAAAAAUUAAAAGAUUAUAAAAACUAUCCAAAUAAAGAAAGAAUACAUCUUCCAUUUCAUGUUUCUCCCAUACCUCCAUCAAAAAAUGGAUUCACUGAUGAAAAAGCUAAAGCUGUCUUUGAAAUACUUGAUUCAUUAGUAAAACGACCAAAAUCAUCAUCACCUGAUAUUAAUGAUUCAACUGAUAAUAUCAACCACUACAAUAAUAAAAGAAUUAUUACUAGAAAACGCUGCUUAAAUAAUAAUGAUAGAAUCUCUUCUACAACAGAAUCAGCUUCAUUAUCAUCUUUUGAUGCAUCUUCUCUUGAACAAACUUUGCCUCCAUUUUUCCCAAUAGAGGUGAAUCCUAAUUCCAUAGAACUCUAUUUAAAUUCAUUAGAAAGAAAUUAUGGUGCUUAUGGGUCAGAUAGAUUUAACAACAACAACAACAAUAACCAUCAUCAUAUUAAUAACUAUAUUAUUAACAAUGAUCAUCACCGCCAACAUCAUCAUUACUGUAGCAAUAAUAAUAAUCAUCACUCAUGGACUUUAAUGAACUAUGGAUCACCAACAAUAAAAAACUCUUCGUUAUCAUCGUCACGUAGAAGAAAAGUAGAUUGGGGGGAAGAUUCAAAUCGUGCCAUUAAAAACCAAAAGAUUCAAAAAACAACUGUUGAUUUGAUUGAAUGUCCAGGAACCCCUCCAAACCAAAUUCGAUCAAUUAAUGAUAUGAAAACACCAGAUACUGCAUUUUCAUUAAGUGAAUAUUUGAAUAUGUCUCCUAUGCAAUAG